Messenger RNA from Morus notabilis, 1443 nucleotides. Its product is annotated as elongation of fatty acids protein 3-like. Gene Ontology annotation, biological process: fatty acid elongation, polyunsaturated fatty acid; fatty acid elongation, saturated fatty acid; very long-chain fatty acid biosynthetic process. Gene Ontology annotation, cellular component: endoplasmic reticulum membrane. Lineage: Eukaryota; Viridiplantae; Streptophyta; Magnoliopsida; Rosales; Moraceae. Gene Ontology annotation, molecular function: fatty acid elongase activity. Bases 249 to 1151 code for a protein of 300 amino acids. The transcript has a single exon. The record is from RefSeq and is a predicted model, not a curated record.
UUCGUCACAUGCAAAUUGAACUGGUCUUACCUCUCUGUCUGAACUCUCGCUGCUUCUUCACAUCCUUCUAGACUAAGGAAAGUUCAAGGCUCUCGUCUUAAAAGAAUAGUCAUAAUAAUAAUCCCGCAUUAAUUCCAAAAGUACAUGCCAUCACAUUUCUGCAAAAAAAUCCACAUUCUUAUCAUUUUUAAUCAGACCAAGCGGCCGUUGAAAAAUUGUUAUACGACAACAAACUACCAACAGACACAAUGCAGAAGAUCAAGUACUGGCUAUCGGAGCAUCCAGAAAUCGUGGCCUUCAGGUGGAGCCCCACCCAAUCAUAUGGCUCCACGUGGUCAUUCCUCGUCGGAGCAAUCACCAUCUACAUUGCCGCCGCCACAACCCUACACUUCCUCCUCAACACCCUCCCCCUCCACCUCCUCCGCCGCCGGAGACUCCGGCCAAUCCCUCUCGGCCCAAUCCCUGCAGUCCACAGCCUCGCGAUGUGCCUGAUCUCCGCCGUCAUCUUCCUUGGCACGCUCCUCUCCGCCGCCUCCGAGAUCCGCGACACGCGGUGGCUGUGGCGGCGCUCGAGGACCAACCCCGUCCAGUGGCUCCUCUGCUUCCCCCUCGGCACGCGCCCCACGGGGCGCGUCUUCUUCUGGUCGUACGUCUUCUACCUCUCCCGCUUCCUCCACCUCCUCCGCACCUUCUUUUCGGUCCUCCGCCGCCGCCGCCUCAGCCGGCUCCGUCUCUUCAACCACUCGAUCCUCAUCGUCACCUCCUUUCUCUGGCUCGAAUUCUCCCAAUCCUUUCAAGUCCUCGCCAUUCUCAUCACGACCCUCAUCUACUCGGCGGUCUACGCGUACCGUUUCUGGACCGAGAUCGGAUUGCCCGCCGUCGGCCCGGUGUUCGUGGUGAACUGCCAGAAGUUGUUGCUCUGCUUCAACUUGGUUUGCCAUUUGGGAGUUCUUCAUCUGCAUUUGAUUCUCAAAGGUGGGUGCAAUGGGAUCGGGGCUUGGAUCUGCAACUCUGUGCUCAACGGAGUCAUUCUUUUGCUCUUCUUGAAAAUGCGCUUCAGAAAGACGAAGCUCCGUGAUGAGCUUGAGGGCUCGGUUUCGUCAGUACAUUACAAGAAUGAUCAGAAUAUUGUUAAAGAGAAGUAUGGUUGAGUUAAUAUGAGAUUUUUUAACUUCUAGGUGAUUAUACGACUUUUGUUUUGUUUUGUUAUAUUGUUAUACCUAUAUUGCUCUCAAGUGAUUUGGGAGUAAAAAUUGUAAAAUCCCAUUACACAUUUUUUCGGGUGAAUUACGUGGUUAUAUAUGUACGUCACACUAAUUUAAAAGAGAAUGUGUUACCAUCGGAUUAUUUUUUUCGAGUAAAAAUUGUAAAUACGGCUACAGUACUUAUAAUGUGAUUUUUUAAAUAUAUAUAUAUGCCAAACUGAUUCAAGAGUUCAUGUUC